Hyla sarda is the source of this 4814-nucleotide messenger RNA. RefSeq names its product divergent protein kinase domain 1C (gene DIPK1C). The transcript is spliced from 4 exons. Bases 538 to 1752 code for a protein of 404 amino acids. The record is from RefSeq and is a predicted model, not a curated record. Lineage: Eukaryota; Metazoa; Chordata; Amphibia; Anura; Hylidae.
CAUAACAGCAGCUUGCUGUAAAGAGUAGUGUGUUGGGCACUGACUCAGAGGAAUUCACUGCCAGAUCCAUCAUUCUCCCUGACAUCUCUAUACAGGUCUGCUCAUCUGUAGAACAAGUGAAGCUCACAAAUGCCCUUUUCCUCUUGUGUGAACCGUCCAGGCUAUCUGUUAAGUUGGAUUUCUGCUUGACAGCAUACAAAAGAAGGCGGAACUACGUGGCUUCAGUUCAAUAGCACAUUUCAGUUUUCCUGCAAAAAGCACCAGCACAGGGAGGUAGUCCAGUUGUCCAUGCAGGGAGCAGAGCUGAGGAGGCUUUACUUUGUAGGUGCUACUGAUUGUCCUCCCUGGCAGCAGCUGGCAUUCUUACCCUCAGAAGAUGGCUUUACUUUGUAGGUGCUACUGAUAGUCCUCCCUGGCAGCAGCUGGCAUUCUUACCCUCAGAAGAUGGCUUUACUUUGUAGGUGCUACUGAUAGUCCUCCCUGGCAGCCGCUGGCAUUCUUACCCUCAGAAGAUGGCACACUCUUACUGAUCUUACCAUGAGAAUAUUCCCUGGUAAAUGGCUGAAAAUAAAGAUCUGCAAGAAGAACACUUUCCUUCUCCUGCUCUUCUGGGCUUCUUGCUGGAUAUUGGUGAGCACUUUCCUGUUUGUCCACAGGAGCAUGUUCUCAGAUCGCUGCACCGAUGAGGAGAGUAAGAAGAUCCUGGCAGGACUGUGUUACGAUUACAACAACAGAGCGGUGACUGGAGAUCUAUGUGAAGAUCUGUGUGUUACUGAAAAGCUGAUGUAUAAGCACUGUCUUUACUACCAACGGGGGAAAAAAGUUCUACAAGCUGACUGGCAAGGCACAUCAAUCAUCCUGAAGUCCAAAAAUGAUGCCUUUUCCAGUUUCCAACCACCAAUCUUCUUGGAUGAAUCUGACGCUCAGUCUCUUACAGACACUGAACUUUUUGUGAUGGUAGCUGUGGAAAUUAAAAAUACUCUGGGUUUGGAUUUACCAAACAGUACUUUAUUACCCUUGUGGCCUGAAAGGAAAGAUAGCCAGAACUGGAAAGUGGAUCUUGCAAGUAUGUGGUCUUUAUACCAACAAGAAGAAUACCUUCUUUUUAAUUUGCUCCAAGACUUUAGUAGACAUGUCCUACGUGUAGUUGGGACCUGUGGACACUUCUAUGCAGUAGAGUUUCUAAGUGCUGGACUCUCUUGGAAACAAAAUCUAUUUCCCUUGGAAGAAGUUGUUGGCCAUUGCAAAACAGGUGAGGAAAAGAUGAAGGCUCUCCUUGAUAUUGCCAUCAGUUUCUUAGAUAUGGUCCAUCAGUUUGACAACGAGUUCUCUCAUCGGCUCCACCUUUGUGAUGUCAAACCGGAGAACUUUGCUAUUAGAAGCGACCUUACUGUGGUGGCCAUUGAUAUGGAUAUGGCAUUUUUUGAACCCAAAAUGCGGAACAUACUGGAGCAAAAAUGUACAUCUGAUAAGGACUGCAAUUUCUUUGACUGUUUCUCAACAUGUGAUUUAAAGACUUUCAUGUGCGGAGCAGAAAGAGAGAACAGCAAUCUCCAAGUCAUCUGUGACAAGAUAUUCCGACGCUGGUUCACUCAGAGUAUCAUGGGGUCUAUCCGUCCCUUUCCUCUACAAGCUGAACUACAUGAGGCCGUGCAGAAAUGUGCUGAGUCUACAAAUCUGGAAUCGCUUUUUACAGACUUAUACUCAUUAUUACAAAAGAGUCAAAAACAGCUACACAGAGGAAAUGUCUGAACCCUAUAGUUCUGAAUGACAAAAGAAUGGCUAUGUGAUGUUACACAUCAUUUUUUAGUUUAAAUGCACAAGAAAUUAAACGAAAACAGUAUUACUUAAACAGCGUAUUACUAGGACUAUAUGUUAAAGGAAUUAUCAUAUAAAUUGUAGCAGACCGAUUGACAAGAAGGCCUAUGGCCUUGAUUCAGAUAAAGAGGUUUGGUUAUAAAUUUACAGAGUAUCUUGAUUUGCCCUUUAAAGGGGUACUCCGCCUCUAGACAUCUUAUCCUCUAUCCAAAAGAUAGGGGAUAAGAUGUCUGAUAGCGGGGGUCUUGCCACUGGGAAGCCACACGAUCUCUCCUGCAGCACUCCCUAUCAUCUGGUGCACAGAGCAAACUUCGCUCCGUGCCUGAUGACUGGCAAUGCAGGGGCCAGAGGAUUGACAUGUCUUGGCCUGGCCCCUCGUGAUGUCAGGCCCUGUGCCCUCAAUGCAAGUCUAUGGGAGGGGUGCCCCUUCCCAUAGACUUGCAUUAGGGGGCGUGAAGUGACAUCACAAGGGCGGGGCCAUGAUGUCACGAGCCUCCGGCCCCUGCAUUAUAGAUCACGGGGGCUUCACAGUGGCGGGACCCCCAUGAUCAGACAUCUUAUCCCCUAUCUUUUGGAUAGGGAUUAAGAUGUCUAGGGGCGGAGUACCAUGAUUCUGCUAUCUUUCCUAUUGAUCCUAUACAGUAGUGUGAAUAAGUAUAUUCCGCAUUGCUGCUGUUACUGGAUAGAAAUGUUAUACUGAAUUGUUUCACAUCUAUAGAAACAGACUGUUUUAUCAGAAUCUACAAUGUUUUUCAAUCUACAAUAUAGAAAUAAGUAUUUUCUGCUGCACAUUUUCAAUCUUUUUGACUGCAUUAUUGUGGUUUGAGGUAGAUAUGGUACAUCCGCAUCCUGGAUUUCUGACAUGUGACAUGCCAUUUAUUCCCUCAAAUAUGAAAUGUACAUAUAGGCCCUCAUUGACUAACAGGAUUCCGACUUUUUGUCGGGUUUUGUGCCUAAAUUCUGCGACAGAAAAAACCUGACAGAAUUUGAAUCACUCUGAGUGAAAAAAAAACAACCAUACAAAAUGGGCGUUGUUUUCGGGAAAAGGGAUGUGUUCCCGACAUUUCAUCCAAAAUCACUCAUCUUCAGAAUCGUUUUCUGAAAACCACUCUGAAAAUCAUGUGAAUUUUCUGGGAAGAAAACCCUACACUUUAAAGCAUGAAUAAAGUUUCAGAAAGCGGAGUAAAUUCUCUGGCUGUUUGCUCCUUUGCCUGCCUCGUCUUUUUCAAGCGAUUCUUACUUGUAAAUUUUUGUUUUUGCACAAUAAAAUUUUCCAACAUAUUUUUUCCCCUAUUGUUUCAGUAAUAAUGAUGGAAAAAAAAAUACUGUAUAUACUCGAAUAUAAGCCGACCCCAAUAUAAGCCAAGGCCUCUAAUUUCACCCCAAAAACCUGGGAAAAACGUAUUGACUCAAGUAUAAGCCUAGGGUGGAAAAUACAUCAUUCCCCCCUCCCCCUGUCAUCCAUCAUCCCCCACCCCCGUCACCAUCCCGACCCCCUCUGUCUUCAUCCCCCACCCCCUGUUAUCAUCCAAACCCCCAUUAUCCCCCCUGUCACCAUCCAGACCCCCCUCAUCCCCCCUGUCAUCAUCUAGACCUUCAUCAUACAUACCCCCCUCUCUUGUUCUCUACUCACUUCCCCAGUUGUAGCUCUGUUGGUCCUUCCCUAGCAGCCAUCCAUCGUCGCCCAUCUAAGAUGCAGGGACCGUCCGAAUUCCAAGGGGAGAGUUGAGCAGGUCCGGGCUGUCCAUCUUGACCGGGAGGCCCUCUUCUCCACUCCGGGCCUUCCCCGUACUAGCGACGCUACAUUGAUGAUGCUGCGGAGGGACGUCUGUGCGCAGGGACGCCCCUAAUGUCACGGACCUCUGCUGCGCACGGUUGUCCCUGUGCGGCUGUGUCAAUGCAGCGUCACUAGUUCGGGGCUGGCCUGGAGCAGUGAAGAGGGCCUUCCAGUCAAGAUGGAUGGCCCGGACUGGCUCACCCUCCCCAGUGGAAUUCGUACGGUCCCUGUAGCGUCGGCUUAUACUCGAGUAUAUAUGGUAAAAAAAAUAUAUAUAUAUAUAUAUAUAUUCAUUAUACUCAUUUUAAUGCAUCUAUCUAUAUACAUAUAUGUAUAAAAAAAUAUAGAUGCAAAUCAAAAAAUGUUGCAGUAUCUUGUUAUACCUUUUUUAUUGGACUAACAGCAUUUUGUAGAGACAAGCUUUCGGGAUUCCUAACUUUUUCAAGUCUAAAUCAAAUCUAAGCUCACAAGCAGAAGACACAGGUUACAUCUCACAAAUAUGCAGGGGUUAAGACAAUAGAUGUGGAGAAUUCACACUAAGAUGGGCCAUAAAUUGUCCUCCUAUAACAGGUAUUACAAGAUACUGCAACAUUUUUUGAUUUGCAUCACUGGACUAAUACGGCUACUUAAAUUUACUAAAAAAAAAUAUAUAUUUAAAUAGAUAGACUAAAUAUUACAUUUAUUAAUAUCUAGAGAGAUCUCUCUCUCUAUACAUAUAUAUUUUCACAAAUUAUAAUUUUUUUUUCUUUUCUUUUUCUUUUCAAAAAUCUUUUGCAUUGCAACAGAAUUUUCAUUGCUACAGAUUUAUGCAGGCGACAGAUUUUAAUGUGCGACAGUAUUAACCCUGCAACAGAUUUUACCGUGCGACAGAUGAACCCUGCAACAGAAAUUACUGUGCAACUUUUUCCCCUAUGACUAAUAAGAUCGGGAAAAGUGCGACAGAUUAGUCAAUACCAAGAGAAAAAAAGGUCAGAAAAGCAAAAAUGUAACGCAAACCAACACUCCACUCUUAGUAAAUGAGGGCCAUAUUGUUAAAGGGGUACUCCGGCGCUUAGACAUCUUAUCCCUGAUCGCGGGGGUCCCGCCACUGGGGACCCCUUGUGAUCUUCCACGCCGCACCCUGUUAGAAUCAGUCCCCGGAGCGUGUUCGCUCCGGGUCUGAUUACUGGCGAUCACGGGAACGGGGCAUUGUGACAUCACGGCUCCGCCCCCAUGUGAC